This is a messenger RNA of Lobosporangium transversale, 639 nucleotides long. RefSeq names its product Dbl homology domain-containing protein. Gene Ontology annotation, biological process: positive regulation of Rho protein signal transduction. The transcript is spliced from 4 exons. The coding region runs from base 139 to 552 and encodes 137 amino acids. The record is from RefSeq and is a predicted model, not a curated record. Lineage: Eukaryota; Fungi; Mortierellomycota; Mortierellomycetes; Mortierellales; Mortierellaceae. Gene Ontology annotation, molecular function: guanyl-nucleotide exchange factor activity.
AAAAAAAAAAAAAAAAAAAAAAAAAAAAAAGUCUACGUGUUUUCAAUGGUCCUUGUCAACUUUAUACACGGAGAGCAUCUGCUGAGCUAUCUUUCAAUAAUGGAAAUGUAGAUUUUCGUGGAUGAAUUAAAUGUCAAAAUGGCGGAGUCAAGGAAAAAAAAACGAUUUAACCCUGACAAGUCAGAUGUAAGGCUUUAUGAGCGGCUCGCAAGACUACUGUCGCAUAUAAAAGACCUAUGGAACGGUCACCAAUCAUUGUUGAGAUCGCUACAAAACAAGCAGCAGCAGGAGACACCUGUUGUACAAAAUAUAGGCAGUGUGUUUGAAAAUUUUUAUAUGUUUUCAAUAUAUGACUCAUAUUUUGCUCAAUACACAACCACCUCACGAGACUUUCAACACAUUAUAACAGGGUCUUCUGAACUAUGCAUAAUCAUUAGACACUUGUUAAAGUCACCCAGGUGCAAAUGUCUGACUUUGGAAGGAAUUUUCCUCAAACCUAUUCAAAGGUUACAGAAGUAUCCACUCUUUUUCAAGGUAGACAUCGACGAUUGAGAACCAUUGUCAUAGGUGAUUAAGUUUACUUAUCCAUCGUUGCAUACAUUAAAUUAACCGCCUGUCAUUUGUUUCGGUAUUUCAAAG